AUGCACAAUCCUCGGCACAUUGAGUCAUUGCAAAGAAGGGGUACCCCCUUGAACACCAGGCCAGCAUCCCCCUAUACUUUAAAUCCACCAGUAGAAGCUGAUGGGUUCUCGUGGCCAAGUGUAGGUACUCGAAUUAGAGCUGAUGAAAAUGAAGAACAAGAGAGCAAACGUGUAGAUCGUAUCUCUGGUGCCGUUAAGACAAUUCUAGAGGAAUUGGGUGAAGAUGUAACUCGAGAAGGUUUGGCAGAUACACCACAGAGAUAUGCAAAGGCAAUGCUUUUCUUCACCAAAGGUUACCAAACAAAUAUCAUGGAUGAUGUCAUUAAAAAUGCUGUUUUUGAAGAGGAUCAUGACGAAAUGGUAAUUGUGCGUGAUAUUGAAAUUUAUUCAUUGUGUGAGCACCAUUUAGUGCCAUUUUUCGGUAAAGUGCAUAUUGGUUACAUUCCAAAUAAAAGAGUCCUCGGAUUGAGUAAAUUGGCAAGGUUAGCGGAAAUGUACUGUAGACGUUUGCAAGUACAAGAAAGAUUGACAAAGCAGAUUGCAAUGGCGUUGGGUGAUAUUUUGAAGCCGAUGGGGGUUGCUGUUGUUAUUGAAGCAACUCACAUGUGUAUGGUAUCGAGAGGAAUCCAAAAGAGUGGAUCUGCCACUGUCACCUCGUGUAUGUUGGGUUGCUUUAGAGCUCAUAGAACUAGAGAAGAGUUCUUGAGUCUUCUAAACAAAAGAACGAUAUGA
Zygosaccharomyces rouxii is the source of this 732-nucleotide messenger RNA. It is a transcript of the gene FOL2, whose product is annotated as GTP cyclohydrolase I. The record is from RefSeq and is a predicted model, not a curated record. Gene Ontology annotation, biological process: tetrahydrofolate biosynthetic process; tetrahydrobiopterin biosynthetic process. Gene Ontology annotation, molecular function: GTP binding; GTP cyclohydrolase I activity; zinc ion binding. The transcript has a single exon. Lineage: Eukaryota; Fungi; Ascomycota; Saccharomycetes; Saccharomycetales; Saccharomycetaceae. Gene Ontology annotation, cellular component: cytoplasm. The coding region runs from base 1 to 732 and encodes 243 amino acids.